This is a messenger RNA of Puccinia graminis f. sp. tritici CRL 75-36-700-3, 1707 nucleotides long. RefSeq lists its product as uncharacterized. The transcript is spliced from 8 exons. The coding region runs from base 221 to 1531 and encodes 436 amino acids. The record is from RefSeq and is a predicted model, not a curated record. NCBI's taxonomy places the organism in Eukaryota, Fungi, Basidiomycota, Pucciniomycetes, Pucciniales, Pucciniaceae.
CCGGAACAUAUAACAUUCGACCAAAAUUCGCGUGAUCAUGCCACAUCUUGGGUCGCCUGUUCUUGGUGAGGUUGUAAAAAUGACGAACCUCGUUGUGAAGGACUCUUGGAGCGCGGAGAUUUCAGUGCGUUUUGACUCGAUGUGACUGGCUGAGGGGCAAGGCGAGGGGAGUAGUUGUCGAUUCUCUUCAUUCACAUCCGAGACUUGGUUUUGUUACAGGAUGUCGGGCGUUGUUGCAUCUCAAGUGAUCUCAAACUCGCCAAGCUUGGUACUGCUAGUAUGGUUACAUGGGUUCAAAGGUGGUGACGAUACUUUCGAAUCGUUUCCAGAACGAUUGACCUUCUUGUUAACCGAGACCUGGCCACACACUCAAUGUACUUCGAUAAUCUAUCCAGCCUAUGAUACCCGAGGAUCUCUGUCAAAGGCAUCCGAGGUCUUUUUGGAUUGGUUGACCGUCAAAACAACAGAGUAUGAAACCGCACAUGCAACAACUUCGCAAGGCAAGAGCAAAACAGAUGUAGGAAGAGAGCAAGCUUAUGUGAUUUUAUUAGGCCACAGCAUGGGUGGACUGGUAAUAGCCGAUGCAACCUUAAAGCUUAUCCGUGAACGAGAUUCGCAAACGAACUUGCAAGACUCGAUCAUUUGGCCUGGGAUCAUCGGAUUGAUUGGCUAUGAUACACCUUACUAUGGCCUCAACCCGACCUUUUUUACCAAUACUGCCAAUGAAUAUCUGGGGCAUGCAAAGACGGCCCAACAAGUCAUGAACAACCUUGGUCUAGGGCUUGCAUUCGGCAUGGGGGCUGCCGGUUCAAGCUCAGCCAAUGGACCUACUGCAGCUCAGAAGAAGGAUAAAUCAUCCCCCGAACCGCAUAAGAAAGAUCAAGAACAAAAAGCAACAACACAGCCAACGAACGCGGCUAGUAAUUGGAUGAAACUCGGCCUAGCUGCUGUCGGUGUCGCCGGCCUAGCCGCUGCGGCUGGAACUACUUAUUGGCAAAAAGACAAGAUCACCGAAAACGUGGGCUGGGCGGCCAGUCACCUUGAUUAUGUCAAAGAGCUGUUUGAAACUGAUCGACUAAAUCAAAGAAUGACCGAUAUCAUUAAACUCCAACCCGUGAUGAAUUUCCAUUGUUUUUAUACUGAAAUUCCAAAAGUAGAUCCAAAUUCGAGUGAUCGGCACUUUAUCAUAUUGCCUUCAUCCAAGACGCAGCCUAGAGGAAUUGAUGCUAGCUUCUCGGUAAACCAGAACCAAAAAGCCGCCAACGAGAUCAAUGCUCAUACGACGAUGUUUAAUCAGAAUUUGAAUUCGGGGUAUUGGGAUCUCGGAAAGGACAGUGCCCGAUUGAUCUCAAAUUGGCUGCAAGAAUCCCAUCAACAUCGGUCCCAAUUGAAUCGAAAUCUGGAUGACCAUGUUCUCAAUCAAUCCUCCAAGUUCACACAAGAUCCUACAAAUCGCGAUCAAUUGGCUGGAGAUGCUAAAGUGAAAUUGGAUGAUGAAGUCGGGGAUCAACAGCUUCGAGAUGAACUGUGAACCUUUUUUCCAUGUUUUGUGCUGGAUUCAUUGGACCUGCGCAUUCCUUUUCUAUCCAUGCAAGGUCUGUUGAAUGAAGAGAGUGUCAAAUUUUAGAGUAGCUUCUCUCUAUCAUUUCUUAUCCGAUAUCUGAAGAUUCAACUGAUGCAUAUAAAACACACCCUGGUGAUUUGGUC